Molecule: messenger RNA, 2010 nt
Organism: Lathyrus sativus (Indian pea)
Lineage: Eukaryota; Viridiplantae; Streptophyta; Magnoliopsida; Fabales; Fabaceae
Source: the annotation of a GenBank genome assembly
AUGUACGGCGAUGGUGACCGUGAAUCCGAAUCUGAGAGCACCAGGAUGUACAACGAUGAAGACGAAGAAGACGAAGAAGGUUCCUUCAAGAGCUGGGCAAAGCAAACACAAGAAAGUUAUCAGCUACAGCUCGCACUUGCGCUUCGCAUUUCAUCUCACUCAUCUUCUCCCUCUCAAUCCAAUUGCUUGUUGGAGUCUGAAACCACCUCUUCUCCUUCCGAUUCUCCCCAAUCACUUUCACACCGUUUUUGGGUAAAUGGUUGUUUGCAAUAUUCUGACAAAAUUCUAGAUGGCUUUUACCUAAUCCAUGGGAUGGAUGCAUAUACAUGGACUAUAAGCACCGAUAUGCAGAAUGUUGGUGUGAUUCCGUCAAUUGAAUCACUCAUGUCUGUUAAACCAUGUGAUAAUUCGUCAAUUGUAGUGGUUUCUAUGGAUAAAUCUAGAGACCCUGCCUUGAGAGAACUUCAAACUGGGGUAUUAAGUCUUUCGAGUAACUGGAUUACAAUUAAAGAUGCAACUGAUCAGCUUGCAAAUCUUGUUUAUAAUAGGAUGGGAGGAGGAUCUUCCGACGAAGAAAAUUUAGGUACACGCUGGAAGGAAUGCUCUGAAAUUCUUAAAAGCUGUCUACAGUCUAUCAUUCUUCCAAUUGGAAGCUUACCUGUUGGCCUUUGUGUCCAUCGAGCAUUGCUGUUUAAAGUGUUAGCAGAUUUAAUCAACCUACCGUGUCGAAUUGCUAAGGGCUGCAAGUAUUGUAGGAAGGACACGGGUGCUUCUUGUAUAGUGCAAUUUGGUUCUGACAGGGAGUGUAUGAUUGAUUUAGUAGGAAGGCCUGGGGAAACAUACCAACCUGAUUCUUCAGUGAAUUCUGCAUCUUCGAUGUUGAUCCCUUCACCAUUAUGUCAUCCAAGGUUCAAGCCAGUUGAAACAGCUGAUUAUACAAAGGCAAUGGCCCAAUUGUAUUUCCUGGACAAUCAAGCACUGCAUCUUGCAUUUGAUACCACAUCAGGUGGUACUGUUGAUUGUAGUGGCGAAAUGGAUCUACAGCAAACUGAAAUGUUUGGUACAAACUAUGCUGGGGGCAACCACCAUAUAGUCGCUUGGAGUCCCGGCACAGAGGAACAUUUGUCUUUCAAUGAAGCAAACCAGUCAGGAGUGAAUUAUUCAAGUCAUGAAGUUGACCUUGAGGAGGAGGAUCUGGACAUUCCGUGGAGUGAACUUAUUUUGAAAGAGAACAUUGGGACAGGGUCAUUUGGAACUGUUCUUCGUGCGGACUGGCGUGGCUCUGACGUUGCUGUGAAGAUACUUAAGGUACAAGGUUUUGAUUCUGAACGAUUUGAAGAGUUUCUAAAGGAGGUCACACUCAUGAAGCGCCUGCGUCAUCCAAACAUUGUACUUCUAAUGGGUGCCGUAAUCCAACCACCAAAGUUAUCAAUUGUAACAGAAUAUUUAUCAAGAGGAAGUUUGUAUGAACUUCUGCAGAUGCCAAGUGUUGGAUCCUCAAUCAGUGAGAAGCGUCGUAUAAGUAUGGCAUAUGACGUGGCAAGUGGAAUGAAUUAUCUUCAUCAAAUGAAACCUCCUAUUGUUCAUAGAGAUUUGAAGUCUCCAAAUCUUUUGGUUGAUGAUUCAUACACUGUUAAGGUAUGUGACUUUGGCCUUUCACGUACAAAGGCAAAUACAUAUCUUUCAUCUAAAACAGCUGCUGGAACUCCUGAAUGGAUGGCACCAGAAGUCAUCCGAGGUGAACCGUCAAAUGAAAAAUGUGAUGUAUUCAGUUUUGGUGUAAUCUUGUGGGAACUGGUGACCCUUCAACAACCAUGGAGGCAGUUAAAUCCUUCGCAGGUUGUUGCAGCUGUUGGUUUUAUGGACAAAAGGCUAGAUAUUCCGAGGCAUGUGAAUCCUCAAGUGGCUGCCUUGAUUGAGCUCUGUUGGUCUGUGGAUCCAAGGAGGCGGCCUUGUUUCUCCUACAUUAUGAAAUGUUUGCUGCAAAUAAUUGCCGAUGCUAAAGUGUGA